GGUGGUAAAAAAGAUCAACUCGUUCCUUGUUGAGCGGGGAAGCUUCACGGCGCGAGAGGCAAACCGGGAUAUAUUUUUAUUCAUUACCCCCUUCCUUCACGUCUCUCGGCUUACUGCAAAAAAAGAGAAACAAACGCACGUUUGGUAUCCAAGCAGCUGGAGCGAAUCGCGUCUGAUGUGAAAGUGGGAUCGUGGGAGAUUGGGUCACUCAAAGCCGAGCAAAGGAUGGACAGAGUCAGUCGCGUGCUGAACGUCGUAAGGCAGAUGUCCCCUAGGAAAAGGGAACGGGGGUCUCAUUGGGAGGCGGAGAGUCCGGAGACCUGCGAGGAGAGUCUGUGCUCUCUCAGCCUGUGCAUCAGCGAUGAUGGCCCGUACUCCAAAGGGAACAAGGACUCAACAGGGCCAGAGAACUCGCUCAUACCCAGAAGACAAAGCAUCCCAGAAGAGCUGCGCGGGGUCACCCUGGUUGAGCUGAUUAAGAAAGAGGGAAGCACAUUGGGUCUCACUAUCUCAGGUGGGACGGACAAGGACGGCAAACCCCGCGUCUCCAACCUGCGACCUGCUGGACUUGCUGCUAGGAGCGAUCAACUCAACGUGGGCGACUACAUCAAGUCAGUGAACGGCAUUAAUCUGACCAAACUGCGUCACGACGAGAUCAUAAGUCUUCUGAAGAACGUUGGCGAACGCGUUGUGCUGGAAGUGGAGUAUGAACUGCCGUCAGCUGCACCAGACAGUACCUCAGGUGUUAUCUCCAAGACAAUCGACAUCUGUUUGCAGAAAGAGGGAAACAGCUUCGGCUUCGUUAUGCGAGGGGGCUCCCACGAGGACUGGCUCAAAACUAGACCCUUGGUGGUGACGCACGUUCGACCAGGGGGCCCUGCCGACAGAGAAGGGACGCUUAAAGUGGGUGAUCGGAUCUUGAGUGUGGACGGCGUGUCAUUGCACAAUGCCAGUCACAGCGAUGCCCUCACCGUACUGACCCAGUGUGGCCAGGAAGCUCUGUUUCAGAUUGAGUAUGACAUCUCCAUCAUGGACUCUGUGACAAACGCUUCAGGUCCUCUGCUGGUGGAGAUCGCUAAAUCACCUGGAGCGAGUCUGGGAAUCACACUGACUUCUGCUAUGCACAGGAAUAAGCAGGCCAUCGUCAUCGAGAAGAUCAAAGCUGCCAGUGUGGUGGACAGGUCAGGAGCGUUACACGUGGGCGAUCACAUUCUGUCUAUAGAUGGGACCAGCACAGAGCACUGUUCAGUUCUGGAGGCGACACAGCUGCUUGCCAGCACCUCUGAUCAGACCAAACUAGAGAUCCUGCCUGCUCACCAAACCCGCCUGCCCGGAAAACCCCAGGAUACUGUUAAAAUCCUGAAAAGCGACCACCCUCACUGUUGGGACCCCUGUGUGAAUUAUUGCCAGUCUCAACACCCUGCUCACUGUAAAACAGGAACGUGGACCUCUGGUUCCAGUAACCCAUCCAGCUCUCAGGAUUACUGUAAAUCGGUAGUCUGCACUAACUUCUCUCCGGGCUCCACCACCACAUCAGGCAUGACCAGUCAGGGAUCCAACACGCUGCCCCGUACUGCCCCUCCCAUGAGCCCCCGAAACUCAAUGCUCAAGAGGAGACCGAGGAAGAAAGAGAGCAAGAGCUCGUCUGUAUCUUUAGCUUCAAGUUCUGUGGGUCCCGGAGGUCAGAUAGUGCACACAGAGUCCAGUGAGAUCACACUGAGAGGAGACCCCCUAAAUGGCUUUGGGGUACAGCUACAAGGUGGGAUAUUCGCAACGGAGACCCUCUCUGCCCCUCCUCUUAUCCGCUUCAUAGAGCCCGACAGCUCAGCUGAAAGGUGUGGACUGCUCCAGGUCGGUGAUCGAGUUUUAUCCAUUAAUGGGAUUCCUACAGAAGAUGGAACGCUGGAAGAAGCCAAUCAGCUGCUUCGAGAUGCUGCUCUGGCCAAUAAAGUCGCACUAGAGAUUGAGUUUGAUGUGGCAGAGUCAGUUGUGCCUAGCAGUGGAACUUUCCAUGUGAAACUGCAGAAGAAGAGAGGAGUUGAACUGGGCAUCACUAUCAGUGCCAGUAAGAAACCGGGAGAGCCUCUAAUCAUCUCUGACAUUAAAAAAGGCAGCAUGGCCCACAGAACAGGAACUCUGGAGCCAGGAGACAAGCUGUUAGCCAUAGAUAACAUCCGUCUGGAGAACUGCUCCAUGGAGGACGCUGUCCAGAUCCUGCAACAGAGUGAAGACCUGGUAAAGCUCAAGAUACGCAAGGACGAAGACAACUCAGAUGAGCAGGAGUCAACGGGCUCCAUCAUCUACACGGUGGAGCUCAAACGGUACGGCGGCCCGCUGGGCAUCACCAUCUCCGGCACAGAGGAGCCUUUUGACCCCAUCAUCAUCUCGGGCCUGACCAAGAGGGGUCUCGCUGAGAGGACUGGAGCCAUUCAUAUCGGGGAUCGAAUUUUGGCCAUCAACAGUGUGAGUCUGAAGGGUAAACCACUGAGUGAAGCCAUACAUCUGCUGCAGAUGGCAGGAGAAACCGUCACCCUUAAAAUCAAGAAACAGACUGACUCACCUGAUGACAAGAAGAAAGAUAGUGACCUGGAUAAUGAUCUUAGCGAUACUGAAGACGACAUGACCGACUCUCAGAAAACCAAUAAGCUGUCAGAGAUUUACUCUACCACCAUUCCCAGUGUUGACUCGGCUAUGGAAUCGUGGGAUGGAUCGGGCAUUGAUGCUGGUUAUAGCAGCCAAGGUGCAUACAUCCAUCAGGCAGCUGGCAUAGCAUUACACCCUCAUGAGUGGCGUAGCACCAAGCAGAGAAACAACACCGUCCCUCCCACCCGCCGCAAAAACUACCCCUUCAGUGACGCCGGGUUCAGCGAAGAUGACUGGGACAAAGCUCCUGGAUAUGCCGGGCAACCGCAUGCAGACGGUCUUCUGUUGGAACAGGAUGACAGCUUUUGGUGCCAGGCCCUGGAAGACCUGGAAACUUGCGGGCAGUCCGAGCUACUGCGCGAGAUUGAGGCCUCGAUAAUGACCGGCAGUGCCCUGAGCCUGGGCGUAGAAGGUGGAAAGUCUCACGGCGAUGCGGCCGGCCAACCCCACCUGAGCCCUUUGCGGAAAACUCCAAACUUUUACAAUGAGUCAAAAAACAAGAGCACCUUCCGCAUGUCCGAGAAGACCUGGGAGUCACGGAGGAUCAAAGAAGAGAUUCAGGAUAUCUUGUCACCAACGCCUUUAGAACUACACAAGGUGACGGUGAUGAAAGACCCGGAGAGCGAUGACUUCGGCUUCAGCGUGUCAGACGGUUUCUUGGAAAAGGGUGUUUACGUGAACAUGAUCAGACCAGAGGGACCGGCGGACCGUGCUGGACUUAGACCCUACGAUCGGAUCCUCCAGGUGAACCACGUACGGACGAGAGAUUUCGACUGCUGUUUAGCCGUGCCCCUCAUCACAGAAGCCGGAGACAAACUUGAGCUUGUUAUUAGCCGAAACCCAUUAGCACAGCCGGAUGAGGCCCAGGCCCAUGACUGCCACCCUCACUUCACUCCUGUAGUUCAUUCCCGAGAGCACCAGACCAGCACACUGGACCUGUGACCAUUGAGACAGUAACCACACUGGGUCAUUUAUUGCAAAAGACCAUCACAAGGAGCCAUGAUUCACUCUAAUAUUAUCCAGAAUUUGAAAGAUUACGUGGAGGAAUUACUGUAUGAACAUAAAAGAAACUUUUUAGCACAGUAGUGGAAGGAUCUGAGCCAGUUUUUAAAACAAACUAAAGCAAAACAAUAAAGAGUACUUGGACUAAUACAAUCCAUACUGUAUAAGGACUUCGCCUCGUCGAAUUCAAGUGACAUUUUGGUUUCAUUUGUUCUACGUCCAAAUGUUUACAGAAAGAUCCUGCUGUUCCCCAUUCCCGUAGGCAAUUUUUGUGUAAGUAAUGUCUUGGUUUUAUUUAACUUUUUUCAAUAUUAAAUAUUAACUUGUUUUUUUGUUUUAGGACAAUACAAACUGUGCCCAAAUGUUUACAAACACAAAAGGAUUCUGCUUUAUGAGUAGACCUCCGUCAGACUGAACUUCUUGUUUUUUUCCUAAAUCUAUAUUUCUUUGUGUUUUUAAAAUGAAGAGCUCUGUUGUUUGAGACACUGCAGGAACAUCUUCAGACACAUACAACUACAAUAAACAGACAAAUUACCACUUUUUCUGACACGUACACUAUGCACACUAUAACAAACAAAUGCAAAUAUCGCACAUAAAAACACACACAAACAAUUGAGGCCACAACAACAAUGCACAAGCUGACCCCCUGCUGAUCCAAAAAAAGAAACUUUCUGUUUGAUAUCGCCGACAAUAACACCACCACAGCGUCUCUUGUCAACACCAUGUGAUGCGACACAGUUCCUCUUUCUUAUUUUAUAAUAGGGUAUGAGGAUGUCCCAUGACUUUUAAAAGCAUUAGACAUGUUAGAGAAAAUCUUGUCUGAAAUAUGAGAAGUAGUCUGUUUUAAACACAUGAAAUGUAGUUCCCAUAUUUUACAACCACAGCGGAAUGAUUUACAGCAUAAUUUAAAAUCAUCUUGCAGUAUUUUUUUUUUAUUUAUUUACAUGUGAGACUCUUAAGCAGUAACAUUAUUAAUUCUAUUUUCAGAAUUUUUAAUUAACAUUAAUUACUUUAUUCAUAUUCAUAUUAUUAUUAUUAUUAUUUUGUCCUAGCUUAACUUAUUCCCCGCCAGCAUUUUUUAAAAGUUGUUUGCCAGCAAUUUUUUGUGAUUAUUACAAAAUGCCUUUCAGAAACUUUUCUUUUAUAAAUAUUUAAACAUACAAUAUAUCAAAUGAAAGAACAGACCAUCUGCUUUCAAAAAAAAAAAAAAAAAACAGAAAAACCUGUUUAUCCUAUCUUCAUUUGUUCUCUUUUUAUAACCUCUUAAGUAUGGGUAGGUUUCUUCGAAAAUACCAAAUUUUGAGCACAAAGCUGAGAUUAUUGCAUUUUUGUAGAGGACUUUUGUUAGAGAUCAGAUUUAGAACGAAGAUCAAAACAUACACAAAAUUUUCUAUGUUUUUUUAAUGAGUUGAUGCUUUAGUUUUUUUUUUUAUAAAUUGGUUAAGAGCGCCACCUAGUUGAUAAUAGCUAAAUUUUAGAUUUCUGUAAAAACUCUUCAGGAAGCGUCAUCAGAGAAACUUUUUCUCUUAAUUGACGAGAUAACUCUUCAAUGGCGGGGAAAUAGUUAAUUUUGGCCAAAUUUGCAUACAUGUACACCACUCUGUUACCGUUGCGAUUUUUAUUCUGUUUCAUUUGAUUCUUUUUAUUGCUAAACAAUCAACACAAAAGCUGUAUUUAGACUUGAAAGUCCCCAAAUUUACGAAAUUACCCAAUAUUUAAAAUUGGCAACCCCACAUAAAGUUAUUUGAAAGUAAAACAGUACAUAUACGGACAGUUUCCCGCCAUUAAAUGGGAAAAGAAGAAGAAGUUUGCACAUGCGCAGAGCAUCCCAGUUUUAGUUAUCAAUCCGAUCAAGUGUUUAAGAUGCACACCUGUAACGUUUUUUGUAAGGUAUGUUUGUAAAAAAAAAACUACUUCAAUGUCCUACAGUAAUUUGACCAAGGUCUAGUUCUGGUUUAAUUAAAUCCCGAUCCGGGAAACAAACAAGAAGUUGUGAUGCUUAUAAUGUUGACACUUUUUUAACGCUUUUCCCGCCAUUGAUGAGUUAUCUCGUCAAUUAAGAGAAAUGUUUGCAUAAAAAGUGUUACCGACGUUCAUCUGUAAUACCGCGAUUACUUACCCAAUUUAUAAAAAAACUGAAGCAAAAAAAAAAAUAUUUACUAAUUUUAAACUCUGUGUAUGUUUUGAUCAUCAGUCUGAAUCUGAUCUCUAACAAAACUCCUUCACAAAAAUGCAAUUAUUUCAGCUUUUUUGCUAAAAUAAAGAAAAAUCCCAUAUUUUAUCACCAAAAUCAAACUAUUUUUUAGUUUAUAAGCAGAUAAAAAAUAUAGAUAUGAUGAAACUUUUUGGGCUUUUGUUUGUUUAUUUGUUUGUCUAUUGUUUGUUUGAAAGCAGAAAGGUCUGUUCUUUCAUUUGAUAUAUUUGUAUGUUUAUAUUUUUAGAAGAAAAUUUUCCUGAAAGGCAUUUUGUGAAACUUGUGAAAAUUACAAAAAAUACUGGCGGGCAACUUUUAAAAAAAUGGCUGACGGCAAAUGAGUUAAUUAUUUUUCUCGCAUUUUCAAUAUUUCUUUCCAUUACAUACAUUCUCAAACCGGCACCACAAUAAACUCAUGUACUGUAUCCUGUAUGGGAAGCUUACUAUGGGUAUGUACUGUGGUACCCCAGCAUUCUUCCCUGCAUACUUUUCUUUUAACACCCAACUGCUGACACACUGUAGCAUUCACACCAGUCCUCACAAAUGUCUGCACCUCAAGGGCACGACGUGCACUCUCACAAUAGACUGUCACCGAGCUGUCAUUGGUCAUCGCUGGCCAAAUAUCACAAAUGUUUCCGCUAUGGGCUAUUUCGGACACAGUGUCACUUUAGAGCACUUGUAAAGCCAUCGCAUCUUUAAUUGGUGUUUGGUACUUGCCAGGUCUUCAGCUGUUACAAAGGUCACUUCACGUUAGACACGAGGGCCCAGAGUCUAUUAACCUUAACUAAACAUUUACCUAGCGUUACAAAUAUUUACCUAGUGUCAUUGGUGGAUCCUGGAUGAAAAUGUAUCCUGAUGCAGCCUGAUAAAGAGACUAAGGAUGUCUAGAUUUAGUUUUUCAUGUUGUUAUGUUUGGAUUGUGAGAUUGUUGGCUGGUGUAACAAUCAGCUCACGCCCAAAGACCAAUUUAAGAAAUCAUGUGUGUUUGUUAAUGGUUCACUCUCAAAAAAGUUUACAUUUUAGGGCAGCUAGGUAUUUGGUUUAAUUAAACAUAUUUAAAUGUCAAAUUUCUUCUACGAUUCAAGUGGAUGAUGUACAAAAUCCCUGUAUUUUAUCCCACACAAAGUCAAAGAACAUUUAUUUUUUUGCACUCCAAGUUAUGUAACUAAUCCAGCUGAAGCCAUCAGUUUAUUUAUCCUCACAAAGUGACCCAAAAUGAGCUUAGUUAAUGAAAACUUUCUUUGCCUUUUUAUAGAUUUCAAGUUCCUCAGUUCACCUAUUACCAUAGAAACCCCAAAAUCAGCUAUGUUCUGUUGUUUGUCAAAGUUAGCAAGAGAUUUUAUUUUCCUCCUUUUUAGGAGUUUCUCUCUCAUGUGAUUGAGUCUUCCCACGCUUAAAUUCUAUUUUUGAGGCUAGUCCUUAAAACACUAACCAUAGUUAUUUGUGAACUACAUGAAUUUAUUUCCUCACGUAGCACAUACAAAAUCUAACUGCAGUAAAGUAGAAAGCACUUAUUGUUCUAGAUGUUGUUGAAUUCUCAAUCAAACAAUCCGAGCCUCUGUUUAGGCUGGUUGCAUUAGGAGUCCCCCAAGGCUCUCUCAUUGGCCCUUGCAAGUUUUCUUUUCUACAUCUUCCUGUUUCUGUUAUGUAACUUUAACAACUGGCUACCAAAGCUGUUUAAAAAAAAAAUGAGUCUGCAUUCUAGUAGAGCACACGUUGUUUGAAGGUUUCCGCACUGCAGGCCGAAAGUCAGUAAAGACUUGUUUUGGUAGCUACUCUUAUUUGUUUCUACUUUCAAAGAGCAACAGUUGUCUUGUUCUCCUUUUGUUUCAGAGACAUUAAAAUGUAUUAAGUGUUGCUGUUUUAAAUGUUGUUCACACUAUUCCAGUAAGGAAACACGACGGAGGUCUUUUUAAUACGUGCAAUAUAAAGGCCAGAGACAGGCUUUACAAAGGAUUUUACAUAUAAGCUUUAUAAAGCUCCAAAUGUGUUCAUCCCUAUGCAUUUUCCUGAUUAAUGUAUGCAUUGAUAUUAAUGUGUAUUUUUGAAUGUGUAAUAUGAAAGCUCUAUUCUCUGUAUAGUAUUUUUAUAUGGACUCUAAACCUGCUGUUUCCACAGCAUAUUUGAAGCACAAUGAAAACAGAACUGAUGAAAAUAAACUGAAUAAGCCUGUUCUGGUUUGCCUAAACCGGUUUGGUGUCUAAACCCAUUCCUCAUCAACAGGGGAAUGUGCUGAUGAUAUCAUUUUCUAAAAAAAAAA
Molecule: messenger RNA, 8099 nt
Organism: Paramisgurnus dabryanus
Lineage: Eukaryota; Metazoa; Chordata; Actinopteri; Cypriniformes; Cobitidae
Gene: grip2b
Product: glutamate receptor interacting protein 2b
Biological process (GO): neurotransmitter receptor transport, endosome to postsynaptic membrane
Molecular function (GO): protein binding
Source: RefSeq, a predicted model, not a curated record